Zingiber officinale is the source of this 862-nucleotide messenger RNA. RefSeq lists its product as uncharacterized. Bases 127 to 552 code for a protein of 141 amino acids. The transcript has a single exon. The record is from RefSeq and is a predicted model, not a curated record. Lineage: Eukaryota; Viridiplantae; Streptophyta; Magnoliopsida; Zingiberales; Zingiberaceae.
CCUUGUUCAUCCAGAUUUCGAUCCGACAAUCACAAUUUUUAUGUAUUUUAUGAACAUGAAUAAAUAAGACUGCUGUAUCAGAUAAUAUGGGACGAGGUCGGUGAAUCCGAAGACGAGAAGGAUAAAAUGAUGCUUGAGCUGGAGCAGGAGUGCAGAAAUCUGUACCGAAGAAAGAUUGAUGAAGCAGACCAGUACAGAGAUCGAAUAAGGCAAGCAAUUGCAGGUCUUCGAGCAGAGAUCGAAGACAUAUGUUGUUCGAUGGAAGAACCACCAGUCCAUGGAAUAGAGGUUUGUCGGUGGAUUUCCUCAUUUGGUCUUAGAGCUCCUGAUGCGCCGAUUUUAGGCUGCUUACUUUCGGCUUGCUUCGUAAUCCAACAAGAGUGCUGGAAGCUUGAAGGAGCAGCUGAAUGCCAUAACUCUGAAACUAGAGGAGAUGCAAAUCGAGAAAAAUGCGAGGUUGUUGAAAUUCUUGGAGGUCGUGGAUCAGAUCAGAAAGAUCUUAGCCGAGUUCAGCCCUAUCGAGUGCGACGACUCCAAGUUUUCUGUGGAUGAAUCUGACCUAUCAACUCGGGCACUUCGAGAAUUGGAGAAGCAGCUGCAGUCACUUCAGGAGGAGAAGGUUAGAGAUCAAUGACCAUGAUAGAUUUUUUUUUUUUUCUUUUCUUUUCAAAAUAGAUGCUAAGGAUCAGCUUUUGUUUUUGCUUUAGAGCGAGAGGUUGAGACGAGUGAUGGAGCACUCAAAUACUCUGAAGGCAUUUUGUGCCGUCCUCGGUCUCAGUUUUGAAGAAACAACCAGAGAUUUGCAUCACAAUUCACACCAUGAUGAAGGAUACAUGAGCAUAAGUGAUGACUCAGUCGAAAG